This is a messenger RNA of Diversispora eburnea, 479 nucleotides long. The record is from the annotation of a GenBank genome assembly. NCBI's taxonomy places the organism in Eukaryota, Fungi, Glomeromycota, Glomeromycetes, Diversisporales, Diversisporaceae.
AUAAUGCAGGAAAGACAACUUUGCUGCAUAUGUUAAAAAAUGAUCGCCUGGCAACUUUACAACCUACAUUACAUCCUACUUCAGAGGAAUUAUCAGUAGGAAAUGUUCGUUUCACAACUUUUGAUCUUGGUGGACAUCAUCAAGCUCGGCGUCUUUGGAAAGAUUAUUUCCCAGAAGUUUCUGGAAUUGUUUUCAUGGUUGAUGCUCAAGAUCGUGAACGAUUUACAGAAUGCAAAACUGAAUUAGAUGCACUUUUAUCCAUUGAAGAACUUACUUCAGUACCUUUCCUAAUUCUUGGAAAUAAAAUUGAUGCACCUGGGGCUGUAUCUGAAGAAGAAUUACGACAUGCUCUUGGAUUAUAUCAAACUACUGGAAAGGGCAAGGUUCCAUUGAAAGAAAUUCGCCCUAUUGAAGUUUUUAUGUGUUCAGUUGUUAUGAGGCAAGGUUAUGGUGAAGGUUUUCGUUGGUUAUCUCAAUAC